AUGCCCGGCGUUCCACCCAAUGCACUCCGACAACUGAAAGAGGAGCUCAAGUCGAUUUUUCGUAGGAAGAAGAAGGCGGCUAAAAGUAUAUCGGAAUCUACUCCAGCUGCAGACAAGCCUGCGGGGAGUACGACAGCACCUACUACUGAAGCCAAGCCUGACGAGUCAGCGGCUACUGCAGAACCCAGGACGGAUAAACCAGCAGAAAACACCGCUGCAGAGUCAUCUGAACCGAAACCCGAGGGCUCCGAGGAGGCGAAAGAUAUCCCGGGUGCUGAUUCGGCGGCAGACAUUUCUUCGCCUGAGACUAAAGCCGAUGCUGCGGUCCGGGGCGACAAAGACCGAGCCUGCCGUCCCGACGGAAAAGCCAGCUGA
Aspergillus tanneri is the source of this 375-nucleotide messenger RNA. RefSeq lists its product as uncharacterized. The record is from RefSeq and is a predicted model, not a curated record. Bases 1 to 375 code for a protein of 124 amino acids. The transcript has 3 exons. NCBI's taxonomy places the organism in Eukaryota, Fungi, Ascomycota, Eurotiomycetes, Eurotiales, Aspergillaceae.